AUGGGUUUGGGUCGUGGUGGUGGUGGUGGAAUUGUAGGACUUGGUGGCCUUGGUGAUGGAGGUGGUGGUCUGACGGGUGGGCGAGGUGGUGCUACCUUCGGUGGGGAUGGAGGGUUGACGGGAGGGCGAGGUGGUGCUACCUUUGGUGGGGAUGGAGGGUUGACGGGAGGGCGAGGUGGUGCUACCGUUGGUGGGGAUGGAGGGUUGACGGGAGGGCGAGGUGGUGCUACCGUUGGUGGGGAUGGAGGGUUGACGGGAGGGCGAGGUGGUGCUACCGUUGGUGGGGAUGGAGGGUUGACGGGAGGGCGUGGUGGCGCCACUCUUGGAGGAGGGAUGUUGGGCUGA
Molecule: messenger RNA, 345 nt
Organism: Ipomoea nil (Japanese morning glory)
Lineage: Eukaryota; Viridiplantae; Streptophyta; Magnoliopsida; Solanales; Convolvulaceae
Product: glycine-rich protein 23-like
Exons: 1
Coding region: 1-345 (114 amino acids)
Source: RefSeq, a predicted model, not a curated record